ACACUUCUUAUUAAAAAUAAUAAAUUCGUUCUUCAAAAUGUGAUUAAUCAAUUUAACCUGGUUUAUCAUGAAUUUAGUCAAUAAUCCUAUUCUUCUUCCAUUUAGUUGAAGAAAAAAAGCUUUGCGGUGAUAUUUUCAAGGUGGGCCCUCCAAUAAAAAUGGGGACAAGCACUCAACGUCAUUGUUUCAAACCUUGGGGCCAUCACCUAAUCUUCUGCAGUCAAGCCACGUUGGUCACCCAAACUGAAGGUCGCGUCCUCCUCCUCUCUCUCUCUCAGGAGCACGAACUUUUUUCAGCAUUUCCCUCUCAGAUCGCCAUGGAUAAAGGACAAAGUCAGAGAAAGAGAAAGAGAGCACAGAAAGAGAGCACCGAGGGAGCAUCCACUUCUUCGUUCAUCUCUCCAAAACUCAUAGGACAAGGUGACGAUGCAUACGAUGUAUUCUUGAGCUUUAGAGGCUCAGAUACUCGUAAGGAAUUCACCGAUCACCUCUACAAUAGACUGGUCAAUACAGGGACUGUGCCUAUUUUUGUGUUCAAGGAUGAUAAGAGCAUCCCAAUUGGUGAGGAUUUUAGUUCACAAAUUCUUGGUGCCAUCUCACGAUCUAAGAUUUCGAUCCCCAUCAUCUCCGAAAAUUAUGCUACUAGUAAAUGGUGCCUUCGUGAGCUCAUCCAUAUGAUGGACUGCAAGAAUAGUGGGUCACACAUAGUGUUGCCAAUUUUUUACAAAGUUAAACCAGCAGAUGUGCGGCAUCUAAAAGGAAAUUUUGGGGAUGCCUUCCGUUCGAGUCAGAAGUAUUUUGAUGAGAAGGUUAUCCAGGAAGGGCCGCAAGCACUUAAAGAAGUGAGUGACUUACAGGUGUGGGAGUCCGAGAAAUUUGCUAAUGGGUACGUCACAGGACUUUUCUUUGGUCAAAAAAAGGUUCUGAGCAAAUUGCAACAAGACUUUCAGCUUAAUGUUACUAAGCACUUAGUUGGAUUUGAGGAUCAUGUGAGCAAAAUCAGGAAUUGGGUAGACACUCCUGCCAGUGUUGCUCGAAUGAUUGGAAUCUAUGGCAUGGGUGGGAUUGGAAAAACAACUCUAGCCAAAUCAAUCUACAACCAGUUGUUGGAUGGAUUUGUACAUCAUAGCUUCCUUGCUAAUAUUCGAGAAACGGCUCAAUGCAGUGGUAUUCCUUAUCUACAAAAUCAACUAAUUGAGGAAGUACUUCAAAUCGAAUGUCAAAUUCGGAAUGUUGACCAUGGAAUUAGUUUGAUCAGAUCUAAAUUCAAAGGAAAAAAAGUGCUCAUUCUUCUGGAUGAUAUAGAUAACAAAAAGCAACUAGAUGCUUUGGCUGGAGAGCGUAACUGGUUUAUGAGUGGAAGUAUUAUCAUUGUUACAACAAGAAAUAAAGCUAUUCUUGAUCAAUCUGAAAUUGAGAUAGACUACCCAUAUGAAUUGAAUGGAUUGGAUGAGGAGCAUUCUUUGCUUUUAUUAAAGAGACAUGCAUUUCGUACGGAUUGUUGUCCAACAGAAUUUGAGGAUAUCUCUUGUGAAAUCAUAAUCACCAUGGGUGGGCUACCCUUAGCUAUUGAGGUCGUUGGUUCAUACUUGUUUAAAAAAACAAAGCUAAAUGUAUGGAUAGAUGUGUUGAAGCAAUUGAAAGAACAACCACAUGAAGAUGUCCAAGCCAUAUUGCGGAUAAGUUAUGAUGCAUUAAAAGAAGGACAUAAGCAGAUUUUUCUUGAUAUUGCUUGUUUCGUUAUCAGGGAAGAGAUCAAAUUCGCAAUGUACAUGUGGGAGGACUGUGGGUUUUGUCCAAGUCAAGGAAUAGAAGAAUUGGUACUGAGGUGCUUAAUAAAAAUUGAAAAUGAUGACAAGUUAUGGAUGCAUGAUCAAUUGAGAGAUCUUGGAAGGAGCAUUUUUUGCCAAGGACAAUCACCUAAAAGAUAUAUUGAACCAUGGAUCGGCAAAGAAACCUUCGGAGAACAAAUACUAGGAAAGCGUUUCAGGAGUGAGUUCGAUUAUUGGCCUAGUGGUUGUUCCUUUACUUGCACAAGUGAACUGUUUAAAAACAUACCGAGCUCAAGCUUCCUUCCAUUAUGUUGGACGACCAUAAGUGGAGACUUUAAUGAAUUGUUGCCUGAAUUAAGAUGGCUUCAGUGGUUAUACAUUGAACCCGAUAUAAUUUCUUCAGCAACCAAUUUGCAUCUAUCUAAAUUAGUGGUGCUGGAAUUGUCACGAAACAAGCUUACAGAUGAUUGGGGAGGAUGGAGUUCAAUCAUGGUGGCAAAGCAACUAAAAGUUCUCAACCUUUCAUAUAGUUGGGAGUUAAGAUAUACUCCUAAUCUCUCGGCUUUCACGAAGUUGGAGAUUCUCAUCUUGUCCAAUUGUUACAAAUUGAAGCAAGUCGACCCUUCUAUUGGCAAACUCAAGAGCCUCAUUUCUUUGGACUUGUGUUAUUCUAAUAAUCUGAAAGAGCUACCAGAAGAAGUGGGGGAAUUGCAAGAACUAAAAGAACUCCUUUUAAAUUCUAUUGGCAUUACAAAGAUUCCUAUGUCAGUCUGUUCUCUGAGGAAGCUAGAGUAUCUAGUUAUCGAAUCUUGUUGUUCAUUGGUUGAAAUCCCUCUCGUAAUUGGGAAUCUUUAUUCUCUCAAACAACUUGAUCUACGGAUGUGCAAGUCAUUGAUAGGAAUCCCUAGCUCAAUUGGGAAUCUUUCUUCUCUCGAACAACUUAAUCUAUGGGAUUGCAAGUUAUUGACAGAAAUUCCUAACUCAAUUGGGAAUCUUUCUUCUCUUGAACAACUUAAUCUAGGGAGUUGCGAGUCAUUGACAGAAAUUCCUAACUCAAUUGGGAAUCUUUCUUCUCUCAAACAACUUGAUCUAGGGAGUUGCAAGUCAUUGACAGAAAUCCCUAGCUCAAUUGGGAAUCUUUCUUCUCUCGAACAACUUGAUCUAGGGAGUUGCAAGUCAUUGACAAAAAUCCCUAGCUCAAUUGGGAAUCUUUCUUCUCUCGAACAACUUGAUCUAGGGAGUUGCGAGUCAUUGACAGAAAUCCCUAGCUCAAUUGGGAAUCUUUCUUCUCUUGAAAAACUUAAUCUAAGGUAUUGCAAGUCAUUGAUAGAAAUUCCUAACUCAAUUGAGAAUCUUUCAUCUCUCAAAAAACUUAAUCUAGGGUUUUGCCGGUCAUUGACAGAAAUCCCUAGCUCAAUUGGGAAUCUUUCUUCUCUCAAACAACUUAAUCUAUGGUAUUGCGAGUCAUUGACAGAAAUCCCCAGCUCAAUUGGAAAUCUUUCUUUUCUUAAACAACUAGUCAUUGACAGAAAUCCCUAG
This is a messenger RNA of Eucalyptus grandis, 3311 nucleotides long. RefSeq names its product disease resistance protein RPV1. Gene Ontology annotation, biological process: defense response; signal transduction. The record is from RefSeq and is a predicted model, not a curated record. The transcript has 5 exons. Gene Ontology annotation, molecular function: ADP binding; protein binding. The coding region runs from base 159 to 3311 and encodes 1050 amino acids. Lineage: Eukaryota; Viridiplantae; Streptophyta; Magnoliopsida; Myrtales; Myrtaceae.